Populus euphratica (Euphrates poplar) is the source of this 2841-nucleotide messenger RNA. RefSeq names its product pentatricopeptide repeat-containing protein At2g13600-like. Gene Ontology annotation, molecular function: RNA binding; protein binding. Gene Ontology annotation, biological process: RNA modification. The transcript has a single exon. Bases 77 to 2656 code for a protein of 859 amino acids. Lineage: Eukaryota; Viridiplantae; Streptophyta; Magnoliopsida; Malpighiales; Salicaceae. The record is from RefSeq and is a predicted model, not a curated record.
CAUGUUUAUGUGUUCGGCUUUUCAUGCCUGUUUUCUUGCAAAGAGAAGGGGCACAUUGUCCAGUCCAUGAGCCAAAAUGACUAGCCAACUGCUGGAACCCAUUGCUUGCCCACCAUCACCACCUGACCAUGUCCCCAACAUUCCUCACAACCUCACUGCCCUUUCCUUUCAGAAACUGAAGCAAGCCCAUCAACCGGUUAACAUUUCUCAGCAAAAAAACCAGUCCAAUUUCUCUCUACUAGACAAUAAGCCGUUAAAUACAAGCAAGUAUGCUUCAGUUCUUGAUUCUUGUAAAUGCCCAAAACUGGGAAAACAGGUUCAUGCUCACACAAUCAAAACUGGGUUUGAUGCUGAUGGAUUUGUAGAUACCAAGUUGCUGCAAAUGUAUGCAAGGUGUGGUUUGUUAAAAGAUGCAGACUUUUUGUUUGAAACGAUGCCAAGGAGAAACUUGCAUUCAUGGAAAGCAAUUCUUAGUGUGUAUUUGGAUCAUGGGCUGUUUGAGGAAGCGUUUUUACUCUUUCAAGUAUUGCAAUUUGACGGUGUUGAAUUGGAUUUCUUUGUGUUUCCUUUAGUGUUUAAGGCUUGUAGUGGCCUUGGUAGUGUAGAACUAGGGAGGCAGUUACAUGGGUUGGUGAUAAAGUUUCGGUUUUAUUUGAAUAUUUAUGUGAGUAAUGCUUUGAUAGAUAUGUAUGGUAAAUGUGGAAGCUUGGACGAUGCUAAGAAAGUUUUAGUAAAGAUGCCUGAAAGAGAUAGUGUAACAUGGAAUUCUGUUAUAACAGCUUGUGCUGUUAAUGGGAUGGUUUAUGAGGCAUUGGAGUUUUUGGAGAAAAUGAAGACUUUAGAUUAUUCUAUGCCAAAUGUUGUUUCUUGGAGUGCAGUUAUAGGAGGGUUUUCCCAGAAUGGUUAUGAUGAGGAAGCCAUAGAGAUGCUAUUUAGAAUGCAAGUAGAAGGGCUUAUACCGAAUGCUCAAACCUUGGCGAGUGUUCUUCCAGCAUGUGCUAGAUUACAAAGGCUUGACCUUGGAAAGCAACUCCAUGGUUAUAUCACGAGACAUGAUUUUAUCUCUAACCCUGUUGUGGUGAAUGCAUUAGUUGAUGUGUACAGGAGGUGUGGUGAUAUGGGAGGUGCGGCUAAGAUCUUUUUAAAAUUCUCAGUGAAAAAUGUAUUAUCUUGUAAUACAAUGAUUGUUGGAUAUUGCGAAAGCGGUGAUGUCUCCAAGGCCAAGGAGCUCUUUGAUUGCAUGGAUGUUUUAGGAAUAGAAAGGGAUUUAAUUUCAUGGAACUCGAUUGUUUCAGGUUACGUUAGAAACUUCAUGUUUGAUGAAGCUUUCAGCAUGUUUCAGAAUUUGCUAACGGAAGAAGGGAUUGAGCCAGAUUCUUUUACUUUAGGGAGUGUUUUGACUGCUUGUGCUGAUACAAUUUCUUUGAGGCAAGGGAAGGAGAUACAUGCCCAAGCCAUUGUCAAGGGCUUGCAAUCGGAUACCUUUGUUGGUGGGGCUCUGGUGGAAAUGUACUCUAAAUGCCAGGACCUAACGGCUGCCCAGAUGGCUUUUGAUGAGGUGAUGGAGAAGGAUGUGCCAACAUGGAAUGCUCUGAUCUCAGGCUAUGCUCGCAGUAACCAGAUUGAAAGAAUUCAAUAUCUUCUUGAGAAGAUGAAAGGAGAUGGUUAUCAUCCAAACAUUUAUACAUGGAACAGCAUUCUUGCAGGUCUUGUGGAAAACAGACAGUUAGAUUUAACGAUGCAGUUGUUCUCUGAAAUGCAGAUCUCAAAGUUGAGGCCUGAUAUUUACACAGUUGGAAUAAUUCUCCCUGCUUGCUCGAGGUUGGCCACUCUUGAGCGAGGAAAACAAGCUCAUGCAUACUCAAUUAAAUGUGGUUAUGACACAGAUGUCCACAUAGGAGCAGCCCUUGUGGACAUGUAUGCAAAAUGUGGAAGUUUAAAGUAUGCACAGUUAGCCUAUGAUAGGAUAUCAAACCCUAAUUUGGUGUCCCACAAUGCCAUGCUUACUGCAUAUGCGAUGCAUGGACAUGGGGAAGAGGGAAUUUCUCUCUUUCAAACAAUGCUGGCCUUAGGUUUUAUACCAGACCUUGUGACUUUUCUGUCUGUUCUCUCCUCAUGUGUUCAUGUUGGAUCAGUCGAGACAGGCUGUAAGUUUUUUGAUUUGAUGGGGUAUUAUAACGUUAAACCCACAUUAAAACACUACACAUCUAUGGUUGAUCUUCUAAGUCGUUCAGGACAGCUUCAUGAAGCUUAUGAGCUUAUAAAGAAAAUGCCCGUGGAAUGUGAUUCAGUUUUGUGGGGUGCUUUGCUUGGGGGCUGUGUUACUCAUGGUAAUAUUGAGUUGGGAGAAAUUGCAGCAGAGAGGCUGAUAGAAUUGGAGCCAAACGAUAGUGGAAACUAUGUUUUACUGGCUAAUUUACAUGCUUAUGCUAGGAGAUGGACUGACCUAGCUAGAGUAAGAGGCAUGAUGAAGGAUAGGGGAAUGCACAAGAGCCCUGGAUGCAGUUGGAUCGAGGACAAGAAUGAAGUUCAUUCCUUUCUUGCUUGUGACAGAUCUCAUAAGAGAGCAGAAGAGAUUUAUGCUACUCUAGAUUACUUAGCCCUUCACAUGAAAACAGGGAUAGUACAGGGGUUAUGUCAGUAUACAACAAGCUAGCAUGUGAUACCUAUACCAGCAUUGUACAAAUUUCUAUAGCAUGUGAGAAUACAACUGCUGUUGUCUGAAGACCUACAAACUACUUUUUAUGAGAGGUGAUCUUCAACUUAACGAUGGAAAGUUGCCUUUCCUUCGUUGAUAUCGGCAGAAAAUCUUAUCUUUAAUAUUCUGUUCAUGUCUAGUGA